Messenger RNA from Oreochromis niloticus (Nile tilapia), 1032 nucleotides. RefSeq lists its product as uncharacterized. Gene Ontology annotation, molecular function: nucleic acid binding. The coding region runs from base 1 to 1032 and encodes 343 amino acids. The transcript has 4 exons. The record is from RefSeq and is a predicted model, not a curated record. NCBI's taxonomy places the organism in Eukaryota, Metazoa, Chordata, Actinopteri, Cichliformes, Cichlidae.
AUGAUGAUGAUGAUGAUGAUGAUCUCUAACUGGGUGGGUAUAGAGAAUGGCAGCGGCCAUGCACUGACCCAUAUUUCUGAUGAUAUAAGAGCAACUUUGGUGGACCAUGUCAUCAACCAUGGCCUGACCAUGAGGGAAGCUGGGCAGAGAGUCCACCCACAUCUAAGCCGCUUCACAGUGGCAUCUGUAAUAAGAACAUUCCGACUAGAAAACAGAAUGACUCGAAGACCUUCUGGGGGAGGACGCCAACGCCUGUUCACACAACAGCAGGAACUUGCCGUUGUGGACCUAGUGAGGGCAGACAAUGCCAUCCGUCUCCACCAGCUACGAAAGACAAUACUUGCAGACAGGCAAGUGUUCAACAACAUAAACCAUGUGAGCAUCACCACCAUCAGACGCAUCUUGGGAAAACACAGCAUCACCAUGAAGCAGCUCUACAGAGUCCCAUUUGAGAGGAACAGUGACAGGGUCAAAGGACGUCGAGCUGAAUAUGUACAGAGAAUCUUGGCCAUGGAUGGAGCUGCACAGCCUCAUGAAUUCAUUUUCAUUGAUGAAGCUGGAUUCGACCUGUGCAAAACAAGACGACGGGGUCGUAAUGUAAUUGGCCAAAGGGCAAUUGUGCACGUCCCAGGGCAGCCCGGGGGAAAUAUCACAUUGUGUGCCGCCAUAAGCCUUCGAGGGCUUCUGCAUCAUCAUGCAAAACUAGGUCCAUACAAUAGCCAACAUAUACUCACAUUUCUAGAUGCUCUCCAUAAUAUAGUUGUACAGAACAGACCAGAUCAGCCCAGGUUUGUGGUGAUAUGGGAUAAUGUCAGUUUCCAUCGGGCUGCUCUAGUCCAGGCCUGGUUCUCCAGCCACAAUCAACUUGAAGUGGCAAUGGAACAGGCCUGCAGCGACAUUCAGGUAACAGCAAUCCAUGGAUGGUUUCGACAUGCAAGGGGAUAUUUUCCCCGGUGCCUAGCGGGAGAAGACAUUGCUUGCGAUGUCGAUGAGGUCCUGUGGCCAGACCCCAACAGACGGCGGGAUCCAUGA